Messenger RNA from Pocillopora verrucosa, 3631 nucleotides. RefSeq names its product F-box/WD repeat-containing protein 8. The record is from RefSeq and is a predicted model, not a curated record. Gene Ontology annotation, molecular function: protein binding. NCBI's taxonomy places the organism in Eukaryota, Metazoa, Cnidaria, Anthozoa, Scleractinia, Pocilloporidae.
UAUGUUUAGCGACAAAGAAUUUCUCCGGAAAUUACAAUUUGAAGAGAUUUUGAAAAACAGGAAUUUAUUUUCAAAUGUAUUCAGCCGGAGAUAAUGAGGAGUUGAAAUGUUUCCGUCGCGAAUGGAUGCAAGAACUCAGCAAAACAAAACAAGAUAUACAAGUUCACAAGGGGAAUCUGGAAAAAUGUCAAAAUUUCAAACAAGGCGACAUUGAGAGAGCGUUUGUUGAUUUCAAAGAGGAAGUACGUCAUUUUCAUCCUGUAGGAUGCUCCACGGAUAAAUCGUGCUCUGUAAAAUUUCCUAAGACGACAGAAGAAAAAUCAUCUGUCAAUGUAAAUGAUGAUAUUGUUCUUUUGAAUUUACCGCAACCUCAAACUGGAGAGGUUAACAAUGACACACCGAGUGACUCAAAAGUACAACAAAAAUUGUUCUCUGAAAAACUUGUUAAAAGAAAGAAGAGUCUACUAGAUCAACUGAUAGAAGACAUUGAUGAAAUUACAAGUAUUCCUUUCUUUGAUUUGAGCUUACCCAAAGAAGUGGGAGUACAGAUUUUCACUGACUUGGGAAUCAAAGACCUUUGUGCUUGCGCUCAGGUUAGCAAGGCCUGGAAAAUUCUGGCAGAGGAUGAACUGAUAUGGUACCAUGUAGGUUGUAAACUAGGUUAUGUUCAAAAGAGACACUCUUCCACUAUAGACAGAGAAAACUGGAAAAGUUUUGUACGAGAUAGCAUUUUAGAGGAAAGAGAAUUGAGAAGGAACUGGAAGGAAAGAAUAUGCAGAUUGUCCAGUUUGGAAUUUGAGAGAGGUGGAGGUCUCUGUGCUGUUUCUGUCCAUGGAAAUUUCAUUUGUUCAGGAUACUCAAGUGGUGCAGUCGUUGUAUGGGAAGGAGAUGCUGAAAAUGUGUCAAGUUACAGAGAACUGAUCUCAUCUGAUUCAGUGAAUUCACAAAGACAGAGAGUGCAUGUCACAUCAACUACCAUCAACCAGAAGUUGUGUGUAGCUGGGUUUGACAAUGGUGAUGUUUGUGUAUGGUCCCAUAACUUGAGUUCCUCACCGCUGUACCAUUUUCACUGUCACGAAUCUGUUAAGGGUGUUUCAUUGGCCAUAAGUGGUCCACUAGCAUUUGUAGCCCUGUCAGAUCAUGUACUCAAGGUACAUACCAGUGAUGUCAAUGGACGGUGGUCAUGUGUAGAAUCAAGGAAUUAUGAGAAGAUUGGCCACGCCAUGUUUAUCCCAAACUCUGCUUCACACUCAUUACCUGAACAUGUUGCCAUAGCAACUCAAGAUACUGUGUCAAUCCUGGCACCUGGCAAAGGUCUUCUAUCAACAAUGGAUCAUGUGAUUGGUGGAAAGUUAACUUGCAUGGACUGUACUCCAGAUCAGCUUGCAAUUGGUGUGGGUUCGUAUGGAUAUGGAACCCUCGGAAACAGAGUGCGCCUUUAUAGUCUGGAAACCUCAAAAAUGAUUUCCAUAUUGGGAUCUCACUAUCGCGAGAUCACUUGUCUUGAUCUAGCCAAUUGCCCUCCACAUCGUCUCGUGACAGGCAGCUACGAUUGCAGGGUACGCGUGUUUGACCUGCGCAGUGAAAAGAUGGCGCUUUCAUUUCACUUGGGACACAAAAGAGCUGUAACUGCGGUGCAAAUGGACGAUUGGAAAGUGGUCAGCGGUGCAGAGGAUGGAACGUUGGUGGUCUGGGACCAGCGGAUGACGUCAACUUUAUGGACGACUCAUGCGCGACACCCUGUGAGACUCUGUAAAUUUCAAGGUCCCCGGAUGAUCACGGCGAACAUUCCAUUGGAUAGAACACCACGUGAUAAUCUUUGGUAUGCAGAUGAUUUGAUUCUUCAUCGACGUCAUCGAGGAGUCAUUCGCACGUUUGACUUCUCGGCGAGCAAUGCCACAGAGGGAAUCCCGGAGAUUUGCUCUUCAAAUUAUGACGACACCAGUGGGUACAACUACAAUAUUAAACUGAGCGUGCCAUACGACAGUAUAGAGAUGUAGGGCUUCUGACAGAACUUGCAUUUUCUUCUUUGGACACAGUCCCGUAGUUAAAGUUGCAAAACUAAGAACAUUUUAUCUCGUAGAGAUUCAACUACUGACGAUUUGCAGCCCCCUUUUGGUAGCGAUUACAUAACUCUUGGAAAGCAAUUCUUAAAACCUACAACUCCUCUUUGAGUCAUUACGAAUCAGUGAAGAGUCAAUGUGGUGAAGACUACAUACAAAGUAUCGUUCUCCUCAGUGCAAGAGUGUUUCUUUGACUUCAGUUUGCUCAGGUCCGGUUGAAUGACGGCGAAAAUUUUUCCUUUUGAACCAUCUGAGUUACCGAAGCUGCCUUUAUUCCAAACUGUGUCAUAAGUCCAACAUGAAUACACUACAUUGCUGAUGGAGACAUUCUAAAGAUUGUUUACACCUGUAGAUGUUUUAGUCCGGGAGCGAGCGCGAGAAAAAAAAAACAGAGGGGAAUAAGGAGAGGGAUUUACUAAGAAAGAGGACCCUUGUAAGGAGGUUACACUCGCCUCCUUGCCCCUCUCGACACUCCUUCCUAGACCUCCUCCAAAUACCAAGAGUUUGGCACAGACUAGAAUCUGCAGAUUUUAAGAGAAAACGUCUGAGGUCGCAAUCAGUAUUUGUCUUCUGAUUAGGCACCGUAUGAGCGAAAUGAGCAGAAAAAAACAUAUUUGAGGCUUCAGCCACUCUUUGACUGUCUCCACAAAAGGCUCCGUCCUUAAAAAUUGUGCCAUAAUGCUGAUUCAGAGCGUGAUGUUUCGCUACCAGAGGCUUAUUCCUACCAUCGUCCCAAAGUCAACCUGAAAAACCUAUCUUCUACCUUACUAUAGGCGUGGUGAUUUCCAAUGGGAGAACCAGUCACAGUUCAGUGUCCUUGUGGAAACACCGACGAAUUUCUGUCAUCUGAACAUGUGGCAUGAUACAUCUUUACUGCAAUGCACCUUGUCUUUUGUUUACAGGUAGCUCCUAAAACCGAGACUUUCUUAUAUAAACGGAUUUUUGAUUUUGCAAGAAUUUUUUGAUGAAGUAAAUGCCUCUUUUUGAUGUGUUGUAGACUUAAAACAUUCUUGGACAGUGCUCAGUCAGCUUGACUGUUGUCCUGAAAGGGAUCAGGAUCAAAACUAGUUUCCAAUGCGUCUCUUCUUUCCAGGAAGAGCUCAGAAAGAAUGAGUGUCUUGACUCUCAUUCACAACUGACCAGACUGAUAAAGGAACCACGGGCUCAAAUUUAUAAGGAAAUGACCAGUAAAGGGUAAAUGGCAGAAUGGGCCACCUUGGCCAAAAAAUAUUUUAUUUUACGUUAACCUCUAGCCUUUUAAAACCGCUGGCAGGUAUGGGACUAUGGACGACGACUCCCCGUACAAAGCUUUGCAGAAUGAUCCCUCCCUUCCACCCGAACUUAACGCGUGACUCAGCUUUAAGUCGCGCGCCAGUAAUCUUGUAUCCGUAGAUGGUUGAGAAACAUUUAAUAUUUUCAAGAGCAUCUUAUAAAACUGAUCUUAAGUGCAUUUUAACAUCGCAUUCCUUCUAAUCAUGUCAAGUGUUAUUACUCCAAGUUCAAAGCAAAGCUUUAUCUCGUCAAUCAUCGCCGUCUAAUGGAAUGUCUGCCGACUGGAUCUUUAUCGC